Labrus bergylta (ballan wrasse) is the source of this 2332-nucleotide messenger RNA. Its product is annotated as secretin receptor. The record is from RefSeq and is a predicted model, not a curated record. Gene Ontology annotation, molecular function: G protein-coupled peptide receptor activity; peptide hormone binding; secretin receptor activity. Gene Ontology annotation, cellular component: plasma membrane. Lineage: Eukaryota; Metazoa; Chordata; Actinopteri; Labriformes; Labridae. Gene Ontology annotation, biological process: cell surface receptor signaling pathway; adenylate cyclase-modulating G protein-coupled receptor signaling pathway.
AUGUUUGACUUCUCAGACGUCAUAUAUCUCCUGAAUGGCAGGAUGCUUGUCUUUUAUUCUUAUCAGAUUGGUGUGGACUUAGUCCUCGAGGUAGUCACCUGUCCUGAUGGAGAACGGGAACCUGUCUGACACCAUGAAAAAAGUUGGACUUAUUGGAGUGUUACUCUUAGCCCAGGCAAAGUCAUUAUCAGGUUGUCAUCCUCAUGUCAAUCUUGUGAAAGAAGAGGAGAAAUGCAUCAAGGAUUUGCAGCUGAUUCGGUCACCAGAAGGUCCAUCAGAAAGCAACACCAGUGGACACUGUAGAGGAAUGUGGGAUGGCCUGAACUGCUGGCCAUCUGCUUCUCUUGGACAAACUGUCUCUCAGCCUUGUCCAAACCAUGAGUUUUUCAGUUCAGAAGGUAAAGUGCAUCGCAACUGCACCUCCAACGGCUGGUCAGACCCACUGGUCCCUCAUGAAGAAUCUUGCAACUACACUUUUAACGAGACACUCCACUUUCUCGGGGAGUCCUCAGAUUAUCAUUUGUACUUCUCCUACGUGAAGACCAUGUACACAGCAGGAUAUACUCUCUCUCUCAUCUCUCUCACCAUCGCUAUCACUAUAUUCUGUCUGUUCAGAAAGCUUCAUUGUACCAGGAACUACAUUCACAUCCAGAUGUUUAUCUCUUUCAUCCUGAGAGCCGUCUUCAUCUUCAUCAGGGACUCUCUGCUAUUCACUAAUGAAGAGCUCUACCAUUGUGACUACGCGGUGGCAUGUAAGGUCGUGGUGAUAUUUUCCAACUACUCCAUCCUGGCAAACUACAGCUGGCAGCUGGCUGAGGGUCACUUUCUCUUCACUCUGGUGAGCCGCUCCUUCUUCUCCCUGAAGAAACACCUGGCCUGGUACAUCGCUCUGAGCUGGGGGUUACCUGUGGUUGUUAUCGUCUCCUGGGGUUGUUCCAAGUACUUUUAUGAAGAUGAAGGCUGUUGGGAAUCUAGGAGACAUGAAUGGAUUUGGUGGAUACUUCGGGUGCCUGUUCUUCUGACAAUAUCUGUCAAUCUCGCCUUUUUCUUGGGAAUUUUGAGGAUACUGAUGAGCAAACUCCGAAUGCCAGAUGCUCAGUGGAAUGAAUUCAGCCAGUAUAAGAGGCUGAUCAAGUCCACAUUCUUUCUGGUGGCUCUCUUUGGUCUGCAUUACAUCCUGUUUGUUUUCUUACCUGUUGAAGUGAGCAGCUCAGUGUUUCUGAUAUGGACCUUUGCGGAGCUGGCUCUGUCAUCCACACAGGGUUUUGUGGUUGCUGUGCUCUACUGCUUCAUGAAUGGAGAGGUGCAGCAUGAGUUUCAGCGCAGAUGGAGGAGGUGGAAGUUGACUCAACACCUCCCCAGUCGGCGCAGGCAGCACCGCGGCUCCAUCAGCCACAGUGCUGCACCUCACACACAGGUCACACUGCUGCCCUGCUCUACAGGCAGUCCAACACCCACUGGAUUUAAAGAGACAUACACCAAAACGGAGUGUUCUGAGAGAGCUGGGUCACAAAUCUCCUCUGGAAACAGAUGUUUGAUUUAGACCACAGGGGACUGUAUACAAUGUCCUCUUUUAGAUAGAAAGAAGCAGCAGCAUGUGAAAUAAAUGACUAAUGGUGUAUAGCAAAGCUUUAUUGAUACUGUACAAUGCAUUUCUGACAAAUAGACCCUAUAUACCAUAUUUUUUCUUCAGGUUCUCCACCCAAACAACAUAUGCAGCCAUGGCUUCAUCUUUGGACAGACCUGUUGUUGUAGAAAUAGAAACAAUGAGGGGAUUUAUACAGAUACAGAUCUAUACACAGAUACAUAUCCUAACACAAAUAUGGUAGCGCAAACAUAAGAUAAUACCGUUUAUAUUUUUGCCAUAUAUAUAUAUAAACAAACAUCUUUCCCUUUGAACAAAAUGUAAAGGCCUAUAUUUAUUCGAUCUCAGGCUGAUUUAUUUUAUUAUUCAUUUCAGAGUUAUAUACAAAUGUACCUUUUUUGCAAUUCCAUGCAUCCCACUUUUUCUGUCCUGGGAAGUCAAAAAUCCCCGGACGCGCUGAGGAUGUAAAAAUAAAUUGUUAUUCUGGCGAUGCAACAGGUAACAAAUGAUUUUUCUUCAAGGAAACGUCAAACUACUUGAAAACACAACAUUUUAUUCUGGGAAUUAAAAAAUAAUUUCAGAACAAUUUCCUAGCAUAAAGUAUGAUACAGUAUGACAUUUUAAAAUGCUCUCAAUUUUAAGGACAGCAUCCCUUUGUGCUUCAGCUUUUAAAAACUUUUAAAAUUGGUUUCAAGACAGGACAAAUGUAUCUUGGGAUGACAAUUAAAAACAGAUAUUUAGUUCAAA